AUGGAGACAAGAGGAGGGUUAUUGAAGAGGAAUGAAAACAUGGUGAUAAAGAUAGGGUCCGCCAUGGCUUCAAUAGAUGAAGCCUUGCCAUGGGUGACACUAGUGGACUCUAUCGACAACGCUAACAACUUGAGUGAUGCCUCAAGGCAAGGAGGUGGCAGCGGCGAUGCUAAGGGCAGACUGGGCUCUAGUGGGUUUGGUCAUCUGAUCUGUGCCGAUGGAGAGGGGAAGAGGCAAUGCCAUGGACACUGUGGCGACUUGUGGCGACGCUGUCUUAGUGGGAGAUACCAGAGUAUCCCAGGUGACAGAGACACCCUGGAUAGUGGCGACUCCAGGCACAGGACGUUGGUGGGCGAUGCUAGAAUCAAAGGUGGCGACUCUCUGGGCAAGGGUGAAUCCAGGUAUGACGCAUUGAUGGGCAGCAUCAGGAAAGGUAGGAGGAGUAUUGUUCUGCAUGACUUGGGCUCAAGAAAAGGCGAUGCCAAGACAAUGGUAAGCCUGGGCGAUGCGUUUGGCGUCAAAAACAAUCUUGGCGACGCCAUUGGCGUAACUGGUGGCCUAGACAGCACCCUAAGGGUUGUUGACGGAGGCCUAGGAAAUGUUGACAUUGUGGGCUACAGUGAAGGUGAUUUCCAGUGA
Ilex paraguariensis (yerba mate) is the source of this 639-nucleotide messenger RNA. The record is from the annotation of a GenBank genome assembly. Lineage: Eukaryota; Viridiplantae; Streptophyta; Magnoliopsida; Aquifoliales; Aquifoliaceae.